AUGAAAGCUGCCUUCAGUUCUGGUAUUUCUGGUGAAACUAAUCAAAGAGAAGUUGCUUUCGAACAAAUCGUAGCUGCUGAAAACAGUUUAAAGAAGGUCCAUCGUCAAGAUGACAUUUUAAAAAUGAUUCAUGACAUUAAACAAUAUAAUAAGGAACUUUAUGACAUGCCAUCAACUUCCAGCAAUUCAGAAUUAGAUGUUGCUGUCGAUUUCUUUGAUUCUGCAGAUAAAUCUCAUCCAAAUUACUGUCUUUUAGACGAAAUGACAGAAGAACAACAACUUUCGAAUUUUGAACUUGAUCUGAAACUUGUCGAUGCCGAAGCUCACUUAAUUAGAGGUCUUUUACAAUUCAUGGAUGGUUCCUAUCUGAGAGGAUUUUACAAUUUCAGAAAUUCCUAUUUGAAAUUCAAAGAAGUUUACCACAAAAUUGAAACUCUCAAAGAUGAACCAAAAACUUCAUCAAAAUUUGUUCACAGUGAUGUGAUUUUCCCUUCCUAUUUUGGAAUGGGUGUUUUCAACUUUUUAAUUUCAGUUUUGCCUCCAACUUUGGCCUCCAUUUUAAGUGUUUUGGGUUUUGAUGCUGAUAGGGAAUUGGGUUUGAAAUUAAUGACACAAGCUCAGGAAUAUGGUGGCAGAGGAUUGGGAAAUGCCAGUUUCAUGUUGUGUAUUAAUUAUUUGUUUGUUCCACGUGCAUUGCAAGAUCGUCAAGUGAAUUUGAAUUUGGUCAAGCCAAUUCUUGAUAAGAUUUAUAAGCAAUAUCCGAAAGGAGGUUUCUUUAAAUGGGUUCUUUCACAUUACGAGUUAAAGAUUGGUGAUUUGACAAAUUCUGUCAUUCACAUUAAGGAAGCUGUUUCAUUGUUGAAGGAAGCUAUGGGUACCUCUCCAAAUAAUUACCUAUUCGAAACUGGUUUUACAUUGGUCGUUGCCAUGCAAUUCGAGGAAGCUCAAGAGAUAUUGUACGAAUUAAUCAAUAAGGAACAUGCCAAUGACUCCAAAGGUAAUGCAGCUCUCAUUUUGGCCGUUUGCAAAUUGAAAUGUGGAGAUAUCAAGGGAGCCAAUGAAAUUAUUGACAACUUGUCAAAAUAUGUUCCAAAACAAAGCAAAUUCUCCAAUGAAAAGAUUGAAACUUUGAAAUAUGCCAAGAAUGAAGAAGAAAGACAUCUCAUCCUGUACUUGAGUUUCUUCCAAUUGAUGUAUUUGAGAAGAGAUUUGGCCAACUUGAAACCAGAACAUGCCAAGCCAUUAUAUGAACUAUUCCAAAAGACAUGUCUCUCUAAAACUAUCGAUGAAAAAUCCAAAGUUUAUCCAGAUAUCCAAGCUUGCUUAUCAGUCAUCAGAGCUCAAUUCACCAAGAUUUUGGAUGAUGCAGAGAAGAGUUUGCCAGAAUUCCAAAAUGCCAUCGCCUUUGAAAAUAAGAUCAAGAUUGAGAAGCAAUGGAUUGCAUUCUCAUAUUAUGAAUUGGCUGAAUCACUCUACUUGACCAAAUAUAAGAAAUGUGAUGAUUCAGUUUCAAAGGAUGAUAAAUUGAAACUCUUGCAUGAUGCCAAACACAACUUGGAAAAGUGUAACAAGAUUAGUGGAUAUUCAUUUGAGGAAGUAUUGCACACAAGAGCCAAAUUGGCACUUAAACAAGUCGAAGAUGACAUUAAACAUUUGAAACAUUAA
Naegleria gruberi is the source of this 1665-nucleotide messenger RNA. RefSeq lists its product as uncharacterized. The transcript has a single exon. Gene Ontology annotation, molecular function: protein binding. NCBI's taxonomy places the organism in Eukaryota, Heterolobosea, Eutetramitea, Acrasida, Naegleriidae. The record is from RefSeq and is a predicted model, not a curated record. Bases 1 to 1665 code for a protein of 554 amino acids.